Ochotona princeps (American pika) is the source of this 529-nucleotide messenger RNA. RefSeq names its product chromosome 3 C3orf85 homolog (gene C3H3orf85). The transcript is spliced from 3 exons. NCBI's taxonomy places the organism in Eukaryota, Metazoa, Chordata, Mammalia, Lagomorpha, Ochotonidae. Bases 103 to 375 code for a protein of 90 amino acids. The record is from RefSeq and is a predicted model, not a curated record.
AAGUCAGCAGCAGAGGCUUCCUACACCUAUAGUGUCUGGUUCGCCCCAACGCAUUGCCCAGGAUAAAUUAAAAUAAAUAAUUUUGCCUUCUAAAAUAGGAUCAUGACCUGUAAAAUGCUUCAAGUAGCCCUGUGCUCUACAUUACUUGUUGGAGUACUCGGAGCACCACUUUUAUGGGAGGACUCAGCAAACCAGUUCCUACGUCUCAAAAGACACGUAUAUUUGCAAGAUUACUGGGAUGCAGAUAAUAGCCCAAAUGCUUGGGGGAAAGCAUUGGCUGAUCAGGCUCAUGAAACGUGGCGUGCUUUGAAAACAACUGCACAGUACUAUUUGGAUGUGAAAACCUUCACAUUUGACAUAUCCACUGUCCAAUAAAUGUGUACCACUGAUUAAAGUACAGCAAAAAUGGUGGGAAUCAACAAAAAAAGGUGCCAAAGCCACAGUCUUUGAAGAGCGGGGGACAAAUCCAUGCCAUCUGCUAGAUUACUUAUUAUGUCUGUCUAGUAGAGUUGGUGAAGAGUAGUGAAAG